GGUAUAGCAAGCAGUGGUUGUAUUAUUUAGGUUCAAAAACCUUUAAAAAAUAUAGUAGGUACCUAAAAUAAAACAUUUUGAGCAUUCAUACUUUCUUUAUAAACAGUUAAAAACUAUAUUUUAAUAAUUACAAUAAAUUGAACACGAUGUCACACACGCACUGUGCUAUACAAGGAUGUAAAAUAAGUAUUUUUAAUAAACCGAUCGGCGUUUAUCUUCAUUCAUGCCCUGUGACCCAUGAAAUGAGAAAUAAAUGGCUUCAUGCAUUGAGACACAAAUGUGCUGUACUUGACUGGACCAAAAGUCGAAUUUGUUCUAAGCACUUUGAAAAUAAAUAUUUUGAUGCUCAAAGAAAGCUGAAGGAAAAUGCUAUACCUACAAUGUUCCCGAAUGCUACUAAAUCUCAAAAAUAUGACUACCCCUGUAAAGAUAAAGUUGACAUAGGGUUAAAUAAACUAACUCAGGCAGAACUUGUAAAUGAUAUCAAGAACAACUUACUGAGACUUAAAGAACCAAGCAACUUUGACAAGAUGGUCUCAGAUGACUUAAAAUGUAGAAGUGAUGCUCCAGUAGAGGUUCAGCAAUGGCUUUUAAUAAAGAAACAAAAUCACUUAAACACAAGACUAGUUGAGCUUUUGGGCCAGAACAAAAGACAUGUUGAAAUCUUACAAAAGAAUAUGGAGGAUUCACGAACUUCCAAGAAAACCUUGAGCCAAAACAUAGAUACAUACAAAUACAUUGUAAAAUGUCUACAAGAAAAACUGGUAAAUCUUGAGGAACAAAUUGAAAUUUUAACUGCAGUAGAAUCGCGGUAGAUUCAUAAAUGUCUUAAGUUUACUAAUAAAUUAAAAGGUUAUGUUAUAAA
Messenger RNA from Pararge aegeria (speckled wood butterfly), 865 nucleotides. RefSeq lists its product as uncharacterized. NCBI's taxonomy places the organism in Eukaryota, Metazoa, Arthropoda, Insecta, Lepidoptera, Nymphalidae. The record is from RefSeq and is a predicted model, not a curated record. Bases 147 to 815 code for a protein of 222 amino acids. The transcript is spliced from 3 exons.